Molecule: messenger RNA, 1725 nt
Organism: Trametes versicolor FP-101664 SS1
Lineage: Eukaryota; Fungi; Basidiomycota; Agaricomycetes; Polyporales; Polyporaceae
Exons: 2
Coding region: 1-1725 (574 amino acids)
Molecular function (GO): protein binding
Source: RefSeq, a predicted model, not a curated record
AUGCUGCCAAUAGAGAUCUUGGCCGAGAUCCUCCUUGUCGUCCAAGCAUGCAUAUUCGCCCUCCCUGAAUCGAAAGGGAUGGCGCGCCGCUGGAUUGCGGUUUCGUCGGUCUGUGCCCACUGGCGAGCUCUCGUGGUCUCAAACCCGUCAUUUUGGCGCUCAAUUGCGGUCCAGCGCGCACCGGAACUCCUGUCUCUCUCCCUCGAGCGCACGAUCUCGGGCCUUCCCCUCUCUAUCUCCUUCGCGGAUGCAUGGUUUCCUUGGUCAUCCCUCCCGCUCAUACUGAAGGAUCGGGCCACUGACAUUCGUUCUCUGCGUUUCGAGCGGACGCGCAAGAGCUUCCCACGCUAUCUCGCGAAAAUCCUCAGCAACUGCCCAAUGCCCGUGCUGGAUAACUUGUUCAUUGCUUGUGAAGACCACUACCCAACCCCCCUGUUACCGCUUAUACACGAGAACCUUCCUUCCCUUCGCUCGCUGUCCAUGCGCGGCCUGGAACCCACUGCCGGCGAUACCUGCUUCUCCCGCCUCCAACGUCUAACGAUGUGCGAAACCACAUGUUUCGACUUCGCUGCCUUGUUGAACGUCCUCGCGACAUGUACCCACAUCGACGAACUGGACUUAGAACGUUCGGUGCAGGACUGGGAGGAGUGUAACUGGGAGCACCUUCAACCGUGGAAUGCCGGUGGAGCAAGCCGGCCGGUUGUGUCACUCCCUCGGGUGCGAACUCUCCGUCUCGCAGGAUACUACUACGAAGGGGCCGCUAUCCCACUUUCGUAUCUUCGCUUCCCGAACGCGACGGACAUCACGAUCGUCAGCCUCACCAUGUGGACAGAUGAGCCCCUACACAUCGCCAACAUGUUGCCCAGAAGCCCACAAGACACCUUCGCGGCUCUGAAAACGAUCACAUCGGUCGACGUCGUCGUCUUGGAGAGCGCCUACAAGAUGCACAUGCGGGGCCCUCAAGGCACGACCGUCGUGCUAUCCCUAGUUAGCCCUAAAAACAUAGACUGGGAAGAGACCGAAGCUGCGUGCGCCGUCUUGGCGCUCCCUGGACUAUGUCGCGGGGCGCCGAUCACGUCUCUGCACUUUACUGGUAGGUUCACCGACGCCACGGAAUUCACCGACGCCGAUCAGCUCUGCCAGCUGGUAACGUCAGUCGACCCCGAAGCACAACGCUGGAUCACGCUCUUCAAGGAGUUUGGUUCGCUCGGCACACUGCAUAUCACCAAGGCGGGACUGUGUAGGUCGAUGUGGGCAGGGCUUUGGGCAGCCUCCAAGCUCUUUGGCAAACAGUGCUGUAGCUCCCUGCGCUCGGUCAUCUUGGACGGGUUUACGAGUUUCGAAGGUUCCUAUUCGUAUGACGGUCUGGCAAAAGACUUCGAGUCGAUGUGGAAGACACUCAACUUCCGUGCACAGUCGGGCCUACGCCUUCACGCGCUCACGCUGGACGUAUCCAUAAGCAAUCGCAGCGCUGGCAAGGACGACCAAAGAGACAGCUAUCUCCACAAACUCGAGGAUUUGGUUGCCGACUUGAGGUUCUUCCCACAACAUCUGUUCGGAGACGAUUGGAGGGACGACGACGACUACUACCGCAGGGGAAUUGGUGAAGUCGAGAGCGGCUGGCGGUCCUUAGCGGCGUUCGACUCGCGGACGUUUGACAUGCACUACGGGGCGCUGUUAGUGGCGCUCAUGGACACCUAUUUUGGUUUGCACAAGGAGGGGUGA